GUUGUCAGUCGUAAGCUUGUACACACUGUAGACAGAACACUCUCGAGCGAGCUGUAGCACUGGGUAUACCGUAGGACACACAGACAGCAAAUCAACCAUAAAACGGCAUUUCUUGAUAUAUUCUGGAAUUUAAAUUUCAUUUUUCAAUAAGUGAAUGAAGACCAACUUUUCAACAACCAACAAAGAACGUGUCUAGCUUUUAAAAGGAUUUGGAUUUUAUCCAGGAAAACUUCCUCUAGCUGUUCUUGCCAAGUUUAUAAACCAUCGCCAUGGCAGCCACAGCAGUUAACCCCGCCAAGCAGAUCUUGGGAGAAAUCAGCAAGGGCCCCAAACUCCAGCAUGUGGAGGUUACUGAAAAGAACCCCCUCCCCAGUAAAGAAGUGUUAGCGGAGGAGAAGGCUCGGCACAUUCACCUGGUCAGUAUCUCCGACUUCCCUAAAACCGACCUCAAGCAAACCUUGCUGAACGAAAAGAUGACCUUGCCUGAUGUCUGUACUAUAACACAGGAGAAGACUGAGACAGAACACAGGGAGAGUUUGCAGACAUUUGACAGAAACAGUCUAAAGAAAUCAAGUCUUUCAGAAAAAAAUCCCCUUCCUGACGCUGCUGCUAUCCAACAAGAGAAAACGGAGGUUGAACUUCGACAGAAUGUAGAGAAUUUCAAGAAAGAAGGACUCAAGCAUGUGACGCCAUGUGAAAAUAGCCCUGUUACUGAGGCAAAACUGGUACACAACGUCAAGAAGUUUGAUGCCUCACAGCUCAAACACGCAGAAACGGCAGAAAAAAACCCUCUCCCAGACCAGGAAGCAAUCAAUGAGGAGAAGAAAGAGCAGACUUUUAGGAAAUCUGUGACUGAUUUCGACAAGACAGGUCUCAAACACGCGGCUACUGUGGAGAAACAAGCUGGCCUUCCAGGGGCCAAAGAGAUUGCAGAAGAGAAACAGGAUGAGGGACUGAAGACGGCCAUCAAGACAUUUGCUCGGGAAAGUCUGAAACAGUCAAAGACAGAGGAAAAAGUUGUACUUCCAGACGUCGAAGUGAUCCUGGCGGAGAAGAGGGAGGAAGCGCUGAAGACCUCCAUCAAGGAUUUCAAUCACAAAAAACUGAAACGAUCUCACACUUACGAAAAAUGUAGUUUGCCUACCUGGAGUGCCAUCAGCCUUGAGAAACAAGAGGCAGAUUUCAGGAAGUCGCUGACAGACUUUGACAAGGCCAAGCUUGCAAAAACUUCAGUUCAAGAGAAGAACUCUCUCCCCGACCCAGCAGCAAUAGCAGCAGAAAAGAAAGAACAGGAACAUCAAAACUGUAUCAAAAGUUUCAAGAAGGAGGAUAUGAAACGCACAGACGUCCGUGAGAAGAAUAGGCUUCCCUCUCAAGACGACAUCAAGGCGGAAAAGAAGGGACAGUAAUAUGAACUUUCGUCUGCAUUCAAAGCCUCAAGUACACUGUGGUGUUACCACUUUGAACCAAUCACAGCUGCUGUUAGAACAAUUUUGAUAAAAAAAAACCUUUGUGAUUGGUCGAGGGAAGGUCUGAUUUCAGUUUCCGGGAUUCAUUGGUUGUUCUGGCAGGGCUUUGAAGAUACACUUAUGCAUGAGAACAGAAAUGGGCACCACAAAGGGGACACUCAAAUUAAUGGACCCUGAAACACAAGAAGCACUUUGCAGAGAGAGGUUUACCAUACAGAGAACAAGCAAAGGAAAACAUUCAAUACCUGUAAUAUUCAAGUCGUGUUGUUAUAUAAAACAAAACAUGUGAUAUAAAGAACAAAUGACUGCUGAUGUAAUAAGACUCACUAGAUGAUGCCGUUUGAUUAUCCCCCUUUUUAGUGUUUAUACAUCGGACUGAUGUGUUUUUACAACCACAGCAUAAUUGAUACCUUAAAGAACAAAGAUUGUAGUAGAAGUAGAUGCUGAGUAGAUUCUGUUCAUGGGUUAUGUCCCUUUCAUUGUAUAAUUUUGGUGUCCACUCGUGAUUUGUUAUGCAAUAUUUGAAGUUUCAUAAAGGGAAUUUAUUUCGCACAGGAAAAUAAAUAGAAACAAGGUAAACCAUGCAUGUAGAUUUGACCAUGCCUGUUGUAAGAUCUGAAUUUGACCCCUGUUGUAAGAUCUGAAUUUGACCCCUGUUGUAAGAUCUGAAUUUGAUGACCUGCAACUACAUGUACUUGUCAUUUUUAUGUGAACUUAUGGAACACUGUUUUCAGCUUGUGGAGUUUAUGGAACACUGUUUUCAGCUUGUGGAGUGUAUGAUGCAUAAAGUCAUUCUUUGUAUCUUUUUCCUUAAUGGUAACACUAACCUAAAACCUGUUACCAUGGAAACCGUCAUGUGACUAAUAGGACAACCAUAGUUGCCUGGAGACUGAUGUCAGACAAAUUUGUUUGUAAAUAGUUGCAUAAAAGUAUAGACUGAUGAAGCAAUAAUCAUAUGCAAUACUGUUCAAUAAUGCUAUACAUAGAUAUUUUUUAACACUGUUAGGACCAGUUCACUGUUGCUCAAGUGUUCAUUGUUUUGUUGAGAUCGUUUUCCACGGUUUGAUAUUUAAAUUGUUGACACUUAAUUUAGGAAACAACCUUAAGGGAUCUGACACCAUUCCUAAUUGCCAGCUCCUUUGGUUGGUGAUUGUAUCAGUGCUUUGUAUGGAGAGUUCCGACAUCUCUGUCUUUAAGGUGAACUGGAUUGCCUGUCAUGCUUUUCAAACUCUUCACUACUAGUCUCUGCUCCAAAUACAUGGUACUUAAGUGCCGCUUGUGGAGGGUUUUAAUUACAAGGGCAGAUAAUCCAGUCUAUCUUUGAGAGUUUCUGUACUAGAAUUUUGGUUGGAGGUGAAGAUUUCUUUGGUUUGAGAUUAACUGUACUUUUGUUGGAGAUUAAUUGAUAUCGUUUGAGAGUACAAAUGAUCUUUGACAAUACCUGUACCAGUACUUUUGUAGGGUACCAGUAGUAGACCUUUGGUUAGAGAGUACAAAGGAUCUUCUUUGACAAUACCUAUGCCAGUACUUUUGUAGGGUACCAGUAGUAGACCUUUGGUUAGAGAGUACAAAGGAUCUACUUUGACAAUACCUGUACCAGUUCUUUUGUAGGGUACAAGCAGUAGACUUUUGGUUUGAGAAAAUUUGUCCUUUGGUUUAGAAGGGAAGUUCUGCAGAUUUCAGAAAAGUGUAAAAUGAACAUUUUAAUUGAGAUAUUGACAGUCUUUGUAGGAAUUAAAAACAUGAAAUGUUUGUUUGCAAAGUAUAAAAUUCAGUACUACUUAUUUCCAUAUUCUUUUCCAAAAGGAAGCAAAAACUUUGGUACUUUUGUUCAACAAUGAAACUUAAUGAAACUUUGAUGUGCUGCACUGAUUCUAAGAAGAAGGCAGAAAAUGGAGGUUAUUGAUAUUUACUAAGGUCAUAAUAACUGGGCAUUUACAGUAGAUUAGAGUGGUCAGAUACCUGAGGAGAUGACCGUUAAUGCUGACCAGUGACAGUAGUGCUAGUCCAUUUUAGUUUUUGUGAUUUAGUUUGGUUCAUUGUCAGCGUUGUUUCAUUUUUUCUGUUACUUUGUUAAUUGGAUCUUCAUGAAUAAAACAUGAAAAUCCUUUUUCCUGAAGCUUUCCCGUUUAUGAAAGGUAAAUGUUGUCAUUGUUGUCCUUACAAGAUAUCUUGUGGAAUAAUCCAAUUGUUUUCUAAUUUGAAUUUACUACUGAAUCACCAAAUAUUUGAAGAUAUUUACUGAGCAGAUAUUUGUAUAAAGGUGACAAGUCAAAACAAUCGCGUCCAGAACCAUGAGUAACUAGUGUGUAUAUCAUAACUUUCAUAUUUAAUCUUUUCACUAUUUCUGAAUUAAUCCAUUUUUUUUGUGCUGCGUUUAGCAGGCCAGUCUGGUGUUAAGCUGUACAUGUGUUUUUGCCAAAAAUUGAUUUAUUUCCGUAAAAAAUAUGAAUUUAUUCAUGCGGAACUGUUAUUUUAUAUCUUUAAAGGACUGAUUGAAAAUUUGUUUUCUUUAUUCCAAAGUUUUCAAUACCCGGUAUUUGAAAUGAGUUUCAAAAAUUUUCAUUGAAGAAUCAUUGCACAUCGCAUUAUCAAAAAUAAUUUGAGUUUCUUCAGUUCAAUUUAGUAAUCUUUUUAGCAAUAAAAAAAUUCAAUAAAUUGUCAAAGUGAUCUUUUCCUUUCAGCCUUUUUGACCAAAGUUUGGUCUGACUAGAAACAAGGCCCAUAUUUAUUGUAUUUUUUUUUCACAAUUAACGUGUAGUAAGAUUUGUUUAGAUAAAACAUUAUUUAUACCACAUCUUUAUGGCCAGACUUGAUAAAUGCUUCUUCAUGUGCCUUGAACAAACCAUUCUGCAUAAAAAUUUCAAAGAUCAAAAUUAUGAUAACUAUGAGUUCUCUGUCUGGUCCGAGUUUCCACAUAACUUUUCCCAUAAAAUUUUGAAAUAGUUGUUGUAAAGAUGUAUUUUUGAAGAAUUCAGACAAAUUUGUUUUGUUGUUAAUUACAGUUAUGUAUUUUUGAUGGGUCCAAACUGUUUAAGAUUAAAAUGACUAUAUUUUGGAGUACAAUAUACUCUCUAAACCAAGAUAUAUUUUUGAUUAUCCACAUGUUAAUGUUACACCUAUGCCAUAGAUGUUGUCCUGCUGACCAGCCAGGCACACUUAAUGUACAGUAUAUAAUACUUCCAUCUGCAUGUAGUCUUUCUACUUUCAUUAGGCAUAAAUGCCAACAUUUUCAAUAAAAGCAUUAAAUUCAGA
Mizuhopecten yessoensis (Yesso scallop) is the source of this 4724-nucleotide messenger RNA. RefSeq lists its product as uncharacterized. Bases 270 to 1409 code for a protein of 379 amino acids. Gene Ontology annotation, biological process: actin filament organization. The record is from RefSeq and is a predicted model, not a curated record. The transcript is spliced from 11 exons. Gene Ontology annotation, molecular function: actin monomer binding. Gene Ontology annotation, cellular component: cytosol. NCBI's taxonomy places the organism in Eukaryota, Metazoa, Mollusca, Bivalvia, Pectinida, Pectinidae.